GCCUCACAAAAUAAUUGUUUGCGUGAAUAGAAAUCUUGCAACGUCCAUGUCAGGGAUCUAGUUCCAGCGUGAAACUUUUUAACACUGAGCAGACGAAGGCCGAAAUUGAAAGGUCUUAGCUCGCAUACCUCGUACGGAACUGUUUGAUCGUACCCCUCCUACCAGCCACACCACACAGUAUGGCAGUCUGUGACGACCCGUCACAUUGUAUAGGAGGGUUGACUUUUUGGUUCAUGUCGGACCAUGUCCAUCAAGCACCUGGUAAUUAGUAAUUUCCAUCAAGGAACCCCCCAAACCUCAACCUUGUCAUCACAAGCCGACGCGUCUCCCUGUCCGACAACAGAUGCGCAAAAAGUUUCUUUAAAUGAUCAAGCACAACGCACACAGGAUGUUCGUGGGUAGAUACCGCUCAGGCAUCCAUCCCAUCUUUUUGAGUUCUCACCUGAGAUGGUAACGAGACAAUUGGCGAAUAGAAAGAACAGACUGGUCUGGACUAUCAUGACCUGGAUGAUGACCUGCCUUGUCCCACUGUCGUCUGUGUGCGGAACAAACACAGCCGAGUCCCUGGAAUCCCUGAUGCGCCUGCGCAGGAAGGGGAUCUCUUGUAGCAGGGGGAAAGCGUCUGCUGCCAGAAAUUUAGUAAGACCCAGCACUGAAUACGAUUAAUCAGAUAAUGAGUAAAUAAAAAAAACAAAUGCGUGUCGCAGUUGUCCUCCCAGAGAAGAAAUCACAUUGCCUAAUUUGGUCACCCACUGUCUCAU
Pseudomassariella vexata is the source of this 761-nucleotide messenger RNA. RefSeq lists its product as uncharacterized. The transcript is spliced from 2 exons. The coding region runs from base 448 to 666 and encodes 72 amino acids. The record is from RefSeq and is a predicted model, not a curated record. NCBI's taxonomy places the organism in Eukaryota, Fungi, Ascomycota, Sordariomycetes, Amphisphaeriales, Pseudomassariaceae.